GGACCUCGGCUCCGGAGCGCGCACGACCGUCGGCUGGCGAGCACGCCCCCCAGCGCGCGCGCGCGCUUUGCAAAUUUACAGGGCGUGGCCUCGCUCGGUCUCCGGGGCUCUGAUUGCGUGAGCAGCGUCAGGGGGCGUGGCUCCGGGGAAGCCCCCCCCAGGAGGGCGGGGCCGCACUCGUCUACGUGUUGCUUACAGGGCGGCGGGAGGAGCGGCCCCGAGGGGACCCCUGCGGGUCCCGGGAGGAGGCGAGUGCGCAGGCGCAAGGGCUCAGCGGCUGGCAAAGGCUCUGUCGCAGCUGAGAGGCUGAGGACGCGAGCGGGGAGGCAGGUGCCUUGGCCUUUGGAGAGGUGAUUGGGGACUGGAGACUGCUCCAAAGGCCAUUGAGCUUCAUGGUCUCUCUCUUCUGCCAGCACUCUGCCUCAUCCUCUGAAUGUGGACCAUCAAAGUCGGGGGGAAAGGAUGCCUGUAGCACGAGGGAAAUCAAAAUCCAGGGCACCAGUGACUUUCGGGGACUUGGCCAUCUACUUCUCCCAGGAGGAAUGGGAAUGGCUGAGUCCCAUUCAGAAGGAUUUGUAUGAAGAUGUCAUGUUGGAGAACUAUCAGAAUCUGGUCUUGCUUGGUCUUGCCUGUCGGAGGCCAAAUAUCAUCACCUUGUUGGAGAAAGGGAAAGCACCAUGGAUGGUGGAGCCAUCCAGACGGCGCCGGGGCCCUGAAUCAGGGUCUAAGUGUGAGACCAAGAAGUUACCACCAAAUCUAUGUAACAAAUCUGGGCAAAGUAUCCAUCAGAAACCAGUUUCUUCACAAGGAAAGGUCACCACAGGGAGGACAAAAUGUAACAAAAAUUCACUCCCAAGAAAACCCAAGAAAAGACAUUCAGGCAAGAAAUCUUUAAAGUGUAAUAAUUGUGGGAAAACCUUUUCUCGAAGUUUGUCUUUUAAACUUCAUCAAGACUUUCACACUGGAGAGAGGUCUUAUGGAUGCAGUAAUUGUAGACAAGUUUUCAGACAGAUCUUAUCUCUCAUUCUUCAUCAGCGAAUUCACAAUCGGAAGAAAAGCUAUGAAUGUGACAAAUGUGGGGAAAUUUUUAAUAAAAAAUUAACUCUGAUGAUACAUAGGAGAACUCACAAUGGAAAGGAAAAUUUGAACCAUGAGAAGGCCCCAGGUUCAUGCCCAUCUUUCAGUGUACACCCUAAUAAUCACAUUGUUGAGAGUAUCCACCAGUGCAGAAAAUGUGAGAAAGCCUUCAGCCAGAUGUCAUCCCUUUUACUUCAUAAGAGAAUUCACAAUAGAAAGAAAAUACAAUACAAUAAAUAUGGCAGAGGCUUCAAAAAGAAGACAGUCCUUGUGCAUAAGAGAAUUUGUAUUGGAAAGAAAACUCAUGAAACUAAGAAGGCCUUAAGUCAGGGUCUCAAGCAGAGAACUCACCAUUUAGAAAAUCCUUUUACAUGUAGGAAAUGUGGGAAGUCCUUCAGUAGGAUCUUAUCCUUAAUGCUUCAUCAGAGAAUUCACACUUCAGGGAAACCCUACAAAUGUGAUAAAUGCCAGAAAGACUUUAGACGGCUUUCCUCCCUUAUUCUGCACCUAAGAACUCAUAAGGGGGAGAAGCAGUUUAAGUGCAAUAAAUGUGAGAAAGUGUGCAAUAGGUAUUCAUCCCUUAUUCAACACCAGAAAAUUCAUAAGAGAAAAAAGAAACUCAUUGAGUGCAAGGAAUGUGGAAAGAUGUUUUGUGGAAUGAAAAACCUUAAAGUACAUCUGAACAUUCAUUCAGAAGAGAAACCUUUCAAAUGCAAUAAAUGUAGUAAAGUUUUUGGCCGCCAGUCAUUUCUUAUUGAACAUCAAAGAAUUCAUACUGGAGAAAAGCCCUAUCAGUGUGAAGAAUGUGGGAAAGCCUUCAGUCACCGAAUAUCCCUUACCCGACAUAAGCGAAUUCACAGUGAAGAUAGACCUUAUGAAUGUGAUCAGUGUGGGAAAGCCUUCAGCCAGAGUGCUCACCUUGCACAGCAUGAAAGAAUUCACACUGGAGAGAAGCCCUAUGCAUGCAAAACAUGUAAGAAAUCCUUUACUCAGCGCAUAUCCCUCAUUCUACAUGAAAGAAGUCAUACUGGGGAGAAACCCUAUGAAUGUAAUGAAUGUGGGAAGGCGUUUAGUAGUGGCUCGGACCUUAUACGACAUCAGAGAAGUCAUUCUUCAGAGAAACCAUAUGAAUGUAGCAAAUGUGGUAAGGCAUAUAGUCGGAGCUCAUCUCUAAUCCGACAUCAGAGCACACAUUCAGAGGAAAAAUCCUGAAGUUGUUGCUAACUCUGCAAAAGCUAAAAAGGAUGUCAAAGAAGUGUUCAGAGGCAUGGAGAAUGUGUGUAAGUGUUCUUGACUUAUGAUGAUGUAUGUCCAUAGGUUGAAACAUUUAAAACAGAAAUAUAUUUAAUAUACCUACCCUACCAAAUGUGAUCGUUUAGCAGCACAGUAUAAUGUGGAGUCCCAGUUGUUCACUCUCCUGAUUGCAUGGCUUCCUGAGGGCUAUGACCUGACCUGAUACUGCUGCCCAGCAUUUCGAGAGUUAUCUUACUGCUUACUGCUGCUUAUCGUCAGCCUAGGGAAAGAUCAUAAUUCCUAGCCUCAUGGCUAUUGCUUCUGUACACUGUAAUGCUGAAAAAUCCUAAAUCAGAAAUCAUUCAUUGGAGGGAGGGAACUAUCUGCCUAUAAUGUGUUUUGUGUCUAUGGGGCCAUUUUAUGAUAUUCUCCCUUUGAAAGCCAAAGAGCAAAAGUAGCUGGUGGAUUUUGAACUGAAGAUCUGAAAUCAUCUGAGGUGUGCUCAGGAUAUUGGAUUAGGGUUUGUGAAUGAAGGUGUUUUUCAGUUCGUAUUUUAUUUCCAGUGUAAUUUUUAAGGAUAAUUCAUUGGAUACAUACAAAGAAAUGGAACUGCAAAGUCCAUUUUUUUUCUAGAUGGUGCUUUGAGCCUGAGUUGAGGUCCCAGGAAAAUGGAGUGUUGAGUCUGUUCUCAGAACUAGAACUCCUGUGUGUAAGGACCUAGCAGGCAAAACAGUAAACAGGGUGCCUCUUUCUCCUGACAGAAAUGUGUUGGAGUGAGAACAAAGAAGAGGUUGCUAAAGAUAGUAUUCACAGUGGUGUAGAGCAGUAGCCAAUACCACACUGCCUCCAUGGAUGUGAAGAUACACUGUGAAAAUCUGUGUGACUAAGACAGGCUUGGGGGUGGGGUGGGAAGAAGAUACUGAACAAUGAGGAACUUCUGAGCAGGGAGAAGCUAUUUUUUACUUUUUUUAUUUGAAAAAAAGUCUAUAUUUAUAUAAAUAAACAGCAUUUUAUGUAAUAAUGCUAAUUGGUGUACAAAACGUAACUAUGUGUUUGUGUUUUUAUGGCCUGAAUAUUUGUGUCACCCCAACUCAUAUGUUGAAGCCCUAACCCCUCAGUGUGAUGGUACUUGGAAAUGAGAUUAAUAAAGUCAUGAUGCGGAUGGGCCUUUUUGAUAAGUUUAUUGAUCAGAGACACCAGAGGGCUUGAUCUCUUUCUGUACCAUGUGAGAACACAGGCAGCCAUCUGUAAACCAAGAAAAAGCCCUUAUGAGAACCUGACCAGUGUGAUGCCCUGACCUUGGAUUUCCAGCCUAUAGAGGAACUAUGAGAACCUGAUUUCUCUUUAAUUCACCAGUCUGUGAUACUGUGUUAUAGAAGCUCGAGCUGAUUAAUACAUGGAAGAACUCCUAGGUUAAUGUAUUGGAUGUUUUCCUUUGAGCUGUCCAACCCAUUCAAUGUAUUUUUCUGUCCCUCUUUCCAGCUUGUGUAAGUUAUAUAAGAAAUAAAGUCCGAGUUCUUUUGUGUGA
Messenger RNA from Peromyscus eremicus (cactus mouse), 3838 nucleotides. RefSeq names its product zinc finger protein 667 (gene Znf667). Lineage: Eukaryota; Metazoa; Chordata; Mammalia; Rodentia; Cricetidae. The record is from RefSeq and is a predicted model, not a curated record. Gene Ontology annotation, molecular function: DNA-binding transcription repressor activity, RNA polymerase II-specific; RNA polymerase II cis-regulatory region sequence-specific DNA binding. The coding region runs from base 463 to 2289 and encodes 608 amino acids. Gene Ontology annotation, biological process: negative regulation of transcription by RNA polymerase II. The transcript is spliced from 5 exons.